AGACGUUAUAAUCGCCUUCUUUAUUUCCCGGUGAAGGCGAGGAGCAAGGAUUCCCAGGUCAGUCGCCUGAGUUUCGGAGCUGAGACAGUAACUACAGUGUGACGAAUGGAGUGCAAGGCGGCGUUGUCCCGGUGGCUUCUGCUGCUCUUCUUCUGGUGUGCUCACCUGCUGCUGCGCUCGUGUUCGUCGGAGAUCCAUCGCAGCCACUUCCCUCCCAGCUUCCUCUUCGGGACCUCCACUUCUGCUUACCAGAUUGAAGGCGGAUAUUUGGAGGGUAAGAAAGGACUAAGCAAUUGGGAUGUGUUCACUCAUAAGCAAGGUACAAUUGAGGAUGGAAGCAAUGGUGAUAUUGCUGCUGAUCACUACCAUCGUUACAUGGAGGACAUCGAGCUGAUGCAUUCCUUGGGUGUCAACUCAUAUCGAUUCUCCAUAGCGUGGACAAGAAUUCUACCAAGAGGCCGAUUCGGAGAUAUAAAUCCAGACGGCGUGGCAUUCUACAAUCAAAUUAUUGAUGCUCUUCUGCAAAAAGGCAUUCAACCAUUUGUUACAAUAUUUCAUUAUGACAUUCCACAUGAACUUGAAGAGCGAUAUGGUGGAUGGCUGAGUCCAGCAAUCCAGAAGGACUUUGGUUACUUUGCAGAAGUGUGCUUCAAGAUGUUCGGUGACCGAGUAAAAUUCUGGGUUACAAUGAAUCAGCCUAACUUAUUGGCAAAAUUCGCUUACAUGGAUGGAUGGUUCCCGCCUAGUCGUUGUUCGAAGCCAUUUGGGAAUUGUGUCUUUGGAAAUUCUUCAAAAGAGCCGUACAUAACCGCUCACAAUAUGAUUCUUUCACAUGCAAACGCUGUCAGCAUUUACAGAAAUAAUUAUCAGAAGAAACAAGGUGGAUAUAUUGGAAUUUCUGUCGGCGCGAGAUGGUAUGAACCAUUGCGAAAUACCACGAUUGACCUACUAGCAGUUGAGCGGGCUAUAUCUUUCAAUGUUCCAUGGUUUCUAGACCCUAUGAUUCUUGGUGAUUAUCCUCCAGAGAUGCACGAAAUCUUGGGUCCAAACCUACCUGAGUUCACCAUAAAGCAGCGGAAGAAACUACGUGAAACAAAAUUGGACUUCAUUGGACUAAAUCAUUACUCAACAUAUUAUGUGAAAGACUGCAUCUUUUCUUCAUGUGCACUGGACCCUAUCGAUGGGGAUGCGCUAGCGGUUAGUUCUGUAGAAAGAGAUGGGGUGCUUAUAGGGAAAGAGACAGGAGCGCCAUUCUUUUACGAUGUUCCACGUGGGAUGGAAGAGGUGGUUAUGUACUACAAACAAAGAUACAAUAAUACAACAAUAUAUAUCACAGAAAAUGGUUAUGCUCAAGCAAGCAAUAGCAGCAUGAGUGCUAAUUAUUUCACCAGUGACACGGGAAGAAUUGAUUAUAUGAGUGGCUACCUCAAAUUUUUAGCCUCAGCCAUAAGGAAAGGAGCUGAUGUACGCGGUUACUUUGUAUGGUCCCUUCUCGAUGACUUCGAGUGGACGUCUGGAUACACGGACAGAUUCGGGAUCUACCAUGUCGACUUCAAGACGCUGCAAAGGACGCCGAAAUUAUCAGCUCAAUGGUACAGGAAUUUCCUCAAGGGUUCACUUCUGACAAGAGAAUUCCAAAAUGGAUCUGAACCGCAGCAGUAUACUUCUUGAGGCAAUGAUCCUCGUGCCUGAUUACUAUGUAAAACAUGAUGCUUGGCGGACUUCUCGAGUAUUACUCUCUUGUUUAUCUCUUUGACAUUUGAAAGCAUUUUGAUAAGACUGGGUGGGUGGUGUGCCAGGCACCAGUAUUUUGUCCUAGGGAUUGGUACCACUCAUGUGCUUUACUUGAUGUUUUCUCUUUCAUCGA
Molecule: messenger RNA, 1867 nt
Organism: Lolium rigidum
Lineage: Eukaryota; Viridiplantae; Streptophyta; Magnoliopsida; Poales; Poaceae
Product: probable inactive beta-glucosidase 14
Exons: 12
Coding region: 106-1671 (521 amino acids)
Biological process (GO): carbohydrate metabolic process
Molecular function (GO): beta-glucosidase activity
Source: RefSeq, a predicted model, not a curated record